This is a messenger RNA of Cooperia oncophora, 267 nucleotides long. The record is from the annotation of a GenBank genome assembly. Lineage: Eukaryota; Metazoa; Nematoda; Chromadorea; Rhabditida; Trichostrongylidae.
AUGGGAUGGGGCACCAUCCUAUUGCUUCUGUACUUUAUCACGACAACCAGUGCCGUCAGACAGGUCACCGUACCCGGCGAGAUCGUACUCGGCGGACUUUUUCCAAUUCACGAAGCAGGUAGAAACGGGUCCCAUUGUGGGAAAAUCAAGGCCGAUCAAGGCGUUCAACGCAUGGUUGCUAUGCUGUACGCGCUGGAGAAGAUUAACCAGGACCAUACCAUACUGCCGCAAGCGAGUCUCGGAGCGCAGAUUCUUGACACCUGGUAA